UUCAGCUGGGGUACAGAACAACAUAUCGUAACAAAGCUGCAUUGAGCUCCCCGGCUCUCCCUAAACAAGUUGUGUAGUACAAUUACUACAAUCCUCUAAAGUCAAACUUGUACUGCAAAGAGAAAAAUGCAAAUGCAAAUUUAAAUUGUUAUGUUACACCUAUUUUUGUGAAGCGGUCAUAACUAAUCCUUAACUUAGACCACACAAACACCAAUCCUACACCACAGGAACCAAUUAACUUAGCAUCCUCUUUUUUCAAUAGCCACCAUGACUCUCAAGUCAACCUCUUUUUUCCUAUCUCUGAUUCUAUUGCUGCUAGCCUUCCUAGUCAACGGCCACGGAGGCGAUCACGACGACGACGAGAGCACCGGCGACGACCACGGAGACUUGCACAACAAAGGGUUGAUUCUGGUGAAGCUAUGGUGUUUGAUCAUUCUGUUGGUGAGCACCUUCGCGGGUGGCGUGUCGCCAUACUUCCUCCGAUGGAACGAGAGCUUUCUUCUCCUCGGCACGCAAUUUGCGGGCGGGGUCUUUCUAGGAACUUCUUUGAUGCAUUUCUUGAGCGAUUCGAAUGAGACUUUCGGCGACCUCACCCACAAAACAUACCCUUUCGCCUUCAUGCUUGCGUCGUCCGGUUAUCUCCUGACCAUGCUUGGAGACAGCAUAAUUCUCUUGGUGAUCAAGUCUAAUGAUAGAGAAGCAAGAGUGGAAAUCGAAGAAGGAAGAAGUAGUGAUCAUGAUAAAGAGGCAGGCACGGGCGUGACGCCGCUUUUUAUGCAGACGGCGUCUUUAGGGGACACCAUACUUCUCAUCCUCGCGCUCUGCUUUCAUUCUGUUUUUGAGGGCAUUGCCAUUGGAAUUGCAGAUAACAAGGCAGAAGCAUGGAGGAAUCUGUGGACAAUAUCUCUGCACAAAAUAUUUGCAGCCAUAGCAAUGGGCAUUGCGCUGCUGAGGAUGCUACCAAAGAGGCCAUUACUCGUGACUGCAGCCUACUCUUUCGCGUUCGCAAUUUCAAGUCCGGUCGGAGUAGGCAUUGGCAUCGCCAUUGACGCCACAACUCAAGGAGCUGUCGCCGAUUGGAUAUAUGCCAUCUCAAUGGGACUCGCUUGUGGGGUCUUUAUCUAUGUUGCAAUUAACCAUCUUAUUGCCAAAGGUUUUAAGCCCCAAUCCAAAUGCCAUUUCGACACACCCUUCUUCAAGUUUCUUGCCGUUCUUCUUGGGGUUGGAGUUAUUGCCGUUGUUAUGAUAUGGGAUUGAUUGUAUUCUAAUUAAGAAAGUCUUUCGUUUAUUACUUAAGUCUUUGUGUAAUUACAUGUAGUAAGGAUGAGAUGGAUAAUACGUCAUACAUGUUUCCCAAGACUUAAGGACAAUGCUUGAGUAGUAUGAAUCAUUUUUCCU
Molecule: messenger RNA, 1398 nt
Organism: Morus notabilis
Lineage: Eukaryota; Viridiplantae; Streptophyta; Magnoliopsida; Rosales; Moraceae
Product: zinc transporter 2
Exons: 2
Coding region: 268-1257 (329 amino acids)
Biological process (GO): zinc ion transmembrane transport
Cellular component (GO): membrane
Molecular function (GO): zinc ion transmembrane transporter activity
Source: RefSeq, a predicted model, not a curated record